GCUCUUUGAAGAAGACGCGGUCGUAGCUGUUGUGGAUCCUUAGUCCGCACGCUCCUGCUCCUGACUCACCGCUGUUCGCUCUUGCCGAGGAACAAGUCAGUCAGGAAGCCGCGCAGCAGCCAUGGCUUUUAAGGAUACCGGAAAAACACCCGUGGAGCCGGAGGUGGCAAUUCACCGAAUUCGAAUCACUCUAACAAGCCGCAAUGUAAAAUCGCUGGAGAAGGUGUGUGCUGACUUGAUCAGAGGAGCAAAGGAAAAGAAUCUGAAAGUGAAAGGACCAGUUCGAAUGCCUACGAAGACUUUGAGAAUCACUACAAGAAAAACACCUUGUGGUGAAGGUUCUAAAACAUGGGAUCGUUUCCAGAUGAGAAUCCACAAUAUCACAGGGAACCUUCUUACAGUCCACCUCUCAGGCAUUUACUGCUAA
Molecule: messenger RNA, 427 nt
Organism: Cebus imitator (Panamanian white-faced capuchin)
Lineage: Eukaryota; Metazoa; Chordata; Mammalia; Primates; Cebidae
Product: 40S ribosomal protein S20-like
Exons: 2
Coding region: 122-427 (101 amino acids)
Biological process (GO): translation
Cellular component (GO): cytosolic small ribosomal subunit; ribosome
Molecular function (GO): structural constituent of ribosome; RNA binding
Source: RefSeq, a predicted model, not a curated record